Halteromyces radiatus is the source of this 854-nucleotide messenger RNA. RefSeq lists its product as uncharacterized. Lineage: Eukaryota; Fungi; Mucoromycota; Mucoromycetes; Mucorales; Cunninghamellaceae. The record is from RefSeq and is a predicted model, not a curated record. The transcript has a single exon. Bases 415 to 612 code for a protein of 65 amino acids.
CAACCAGAGCAUUGAAUAAAAGCAGAUAUAUCCAUAUUGUAAGUAAAUAAAAAGUGUAUAUAGUUGUUAUAAUAACAGUGAAAAAAAAGAAGAGUAUAUUGACAAGAUAAGAAUCGUUUUAUUGAUAAGUAGCUUGAUAUUUAUACUAAUGUUUCUAUAUAGUGAUAAGGAAGGUAAAUAUAAUAAUAAUAAAGGGGUAAAUAUAUUAAAGGGAUAUAUAUACUAAUAACUACCAAUUGUUAAGAUCUAAUGUAUAAGAAAGGAAAGAAGAAAAGGGAGAAAGGAAAAAGAAGGAAAGAGUCUCAAAUAAAAAUUCAGUGUGUCGCCAGCUCCCGAAAUUCAGAUCAGUCACACCAGGCAUAUCACAUUUGAAAAAUCGUCCAACUUGGAUAUGUAUAAAAAUCUAAUAUUAGCAUGAUGAAGCAGUUUAAAGAGGUGCAGAAGCCUUUUGUAUGUUACAAAUCCCUUCUCGUUAUGUAUCCAUUCCUUCUAUCAUCCACUCAUCCAUUCAGUUUUAUUCAAUUCAUACAAAAAAUCAUCACUACCAUCACUACUGUCGUUAUUCCAAGCUAUCUAAUAUGCAUAAUCCAUCCAUAUCCAACGCUUCGUUGAUUUCUAUAAAAUAGAAAAGUAUCAGUUGCAUUGUUUUCACUUUAUAAAAAAAAAAAAUAAAAAAAAAGAGUAACCUUGUUACCUAAAGUUUAUCUUGAUAUCGCCUUGUCUAAUGCAGAAUAAGUAGAAGUUGAAUAGAUUGAGUAAUUACUAUAAUAUGUAAAAAAGAAAGUAUCAGCUGCAUUGUUUUCACUUUAUAUAAAAAAAAAAUAAAAAAAAAGUAACCUUGUUACCUAAAGUUU